GACCGCUGCUGCAGAUCUUUUGCAACCUGGCUUGAUGUUGUUCGGAAUGGCAUUCAUUUCAAUCUCGUACGUGCAUGUGUUGCUGCUGAUCUCGCCGGUGACCAAUGCCUUUCGGCCUUCCAUCCGCCCAGGCAGCACUCACGCGGCCUCCAGACGUCGGCAGAGGCUGCUGUCGAUGAGAGAGCAAGACGGCAGCAAAGCAGGGACGUACGGCAACACACCCACUGUGCUGAAAGGCGUGGUAUCAGCCCUCACCGGUGGACUGAAUUCGUUUGCCGUGAGCCGAGCACACUGCAGACGUGCAAGUUGUGGGUGUGCUGCAGUGGCUGGCUGCUGGGCGGUUUGCUGUGUGUGCAGGACGCCACUUCGUCGGGGGCAGACAAGCCGGGCCGUUCUGCCGCUGCUGUGAGUGGUGGUGAGGGCCGAUCUGGCGUGUCAUCGACGGCAGAUCUGGUGGAGGCCAUCCGAGAAGACUACACACAGCGGGCCUACUUCCUCACAGGCACGUCACGCACACCUGAAGACCACAUAUUCGUAUGUGCAGACGGGAGAGGCCUGCCUGUCGUCUGUGGAUGUGCUUGUCUGACUGCAGGUGACAUCAACGAUUCGCUUUAUGCGGAUGAGUGCGUGUUCACCGACCCAACGAUCUCCUUUAAAGGCUUGCAGACAUGGUCAGUCAGGCGACACAAGUACACACACGUGUGGACAUAAAGAUACCUAGCUGUGCAUCGUUUGUGUUGUGGUUGGGUCAGGAAGCGCAACAUCGCCUCUUUGAAGCUCUUGACGACAGACAGAAGGCUCGACCUUCAGGUAGGGGAAGAAGGGAGGGAGAGGAGCACUGCACUGCACACACGCUGAUCGACUGGCUGCUGCAUGUGUGUGUGCUCAUCACACUCAUUGCAGGACAUCCGUGUGUCGCCUGAGGGCUCCUCCAUCCAAACCAAGUGGACUCUCUCCGUCACACUGGUCGGUCACCAUCCCAUCACUCACACAAACACACUCCCCGUCCCUCUGUACGCGCGCCGCCCCCAUUUCCUCUCUCUCUCUCUCUCUCUCUGUGUGUGUGUGUGUGUGUGCGUGCGUCUGUGUGCAGAAGCUCCCAUGGCGGCCCCUUGUGUCGAUUAGCGGCGGCACCACCCACUACUUCGCGUCAGACCCCGCCGACAGCGGCCGUCUGGUGGUGACUGAGCACGUUGAGGAGUGGGACGUGUCGGGGUGGGAGGCCUUUCUGCAGCUCUUCGGCACCAAGGGAAGGGGGAGCGACCAAAGAGAUGAAGAGAACAACAGGGGCAUCAUGAUGGCCUUCAAGAACUUGCUCAAAGGUAGGUGACUACUGAGGGAGGGAGGGGGGGAGGGGAGCCGACACGUUCCAUAUGUGCGUGUGUAUAUGUGUGUGUAUGUGUGUGUGUAGGUUUCUCCCUUCCCCCCCGUGGCUUAGUGAUGCUCUCCCUGUUCACCCUGUUCACGACGGUGCCCUUCGCCGACUCGCCCCAAGUCGCACAGAUCGGCACCGCACAAGCAGCUGAGGUGAUGCACACGGACGGACACCUGUUCGUUCGCCCGUCUGAUGUGUAUAUUGUAUUAUGUAUGUUGAGUGUAUUGUGGUGUGCAGAAGCGGCUGGUGGGCGAGAUCGCCGGCAGUGGACUGAUCUUCAAGGACACCCUCAACGUGGAGGCGUGGAGCGACCCAAAGGUCGAGGGCGUCACGAUUUACAUUGCCGACUUUGCAAGGCCCAUCACAGAGAGGUCUGGAUGCCCUCAUGCCCAUCCAAAUGACAAAUCUGCUAGUGUGUGUGUGUGUGUGUGAGUGUGUGUGUGCAGGUUUCAGAAGGACUUCUUCUCUGACCCGACAUCGGUAUCUCUGACAUGUGCACAAUCAGGGCCCGUCAAGUGAGGAUGGAAAGAAAAGGGCGACGCUCAUGGAAGCACAUCGGCACACUCUGUCUGUCUUGUGUGUCUGACCCAUCGGCCGGCCAUCCCACCCUCUGUCUGUCCGUCAGGAUAUCGCCGUCAGCCAGUCGAUCAAAGGUGGGCAGCGGACCUCAUGAAUAUGUAAUUUGUAUUGCUACAUUAAUCCAUGUGUGUCUUUGGUCUUCUUUGGUCCUUCGUCACGUCAGGACGGCGAAGAAGUCAUCUCUGAGGCCAGAAGGUCCAAUGGCAGAAACCCCAAUAGAGAUCACAUCACACACCGGGGUAUGUGACUGUGUGUGUGUGUAUUCAGUUUGCUAUUCAAGAGCAUUAAGGUGAGGCGGCUGAUCGACGAGAAGUCCAACAACAUUAUAUACGUCGCAUACAGGUGAGGUGCCCCCUUGUCAAACCCUACACACCACACCACACGGACGGGUACAUGCAUCUCUCGCUCUGUGUGUGUCUCUGUUGUGCUCAGCACCCGAUUCGGUGACGAUGACUCUAACAAGAGUCGGUUCAAGUCGUCAAUAUGUGCCCUCUCCGUUAACGCACAACAGCCGGUGCGAUACGCACGCACACACAUGGAUUGAUGGAUGGAUGAAUGCGGGCGACACCCAGCCCUGACUCAGGAGGGUCCUGUAUCCAUGCAAUCCAUGUGCGACGGUCUGUCUGUGUGCGUGUGUGUGGUGGCUGCGCUGCAUGCCGUGCAGGUGGCCCCAUCCCCGCAGUCAGUGGCAUCAUCCGCCCCAGCUGACCCCAAGAGCGGCCAGCCCAAGGGGGACUCAUGAAUGAGAGCACUCACUUGUCGGCCAGUGCAGCGGGCGGCGAGGCGUGUACGUGGCGGUGUACAUAUAUAAGAUACGCAGCGGAGGGAGGAGAGGAUUGGUUGACAGAGUAAUCUGAGCGGCCUGCCGAAUGAAGCAAGAGGUUUGGAGGGAGGGUGUAGAAUAGCAGCGGCAACUUGGAUGAAUGCAUGGAUGGAUGGGGAGGGUCUGUGAGAACGGACUUUAUCGACCGACUACGUGUGUGUGAGGGUGCGCGUGUGCAGGCGAUGAUGGCACACACCCACCCUCACACACACGCGCGCACACACACAGGCCUUCCCCCCCCCCC
Messenger RNA from Vitrella brassicaformis, 3021 nucleotides. The record is from the annotation of a GenBank genome assembly. Lineage: Eukaryota; Vitrellaceae.